UUCGUGUAAGACAAAGCAGAAAUUCAAGACUCGCAGACAUUAUUCCAGACAGUCAUGGCGAACCUGCAYUGGAAGAACAGUGAAACCGAGUAUCGACGUCGGCUCAAAUUCUUCAUCRACAAAACUAGACAAAACGAAAACCUCUAUGAGCUUCUAAACGACAUUUUACCAUCAGCCAUCGCCGCCAUUGGYUACGACCUCAAGAAACAGAGCCAAAUCAACAUCCUAAGCAUUGGAAGUGGAAACGGUGAAAAUGAUUUAGAAAUCCUAAAGAUUAUCAAAGGUAAUUUUACAAGUUUAAAAGAGCUGCAAGGGGCGGUUGGACCAAUCAAAAUGCUUAACAGAGCUAUAGAACCUAAUGAAAACGCCUUGGACAUCUACAAAGCUGCAGUUGAAAGCCUACAAGAAGAAUUCAAGAGUGAAGAAGUAGCCUUCGACCUCGAUCCACCGAGAACAUUUGAAGACUACGCAGUCGAGCCGAAAGGUGAUGAGAAGUUUGAUAUAGUACACUUUAUCCAUUGUUUGUACUAUAUAGACGUGGAGGAGGCGUUGGUACACUGUUACAAUACAGAAUUGAGAGAAAAAGGGAUGUUGAUGAUUUGCACAGUUGAUGGAAGUGACAUAAUGGGAUUGCUUGAGAGUGAGGAAAAAACUUUAGGUCAGUCAAAGUAUGCCCUGGUCAAUGAAAACAUCUCCUUAGUCCUCCAGAAAAAUUCCUGGAAGUUUGAAGAACACCUUGAAGAGCAUUAUUAUGAUGUCUCUGAGGUUUUCGACGCAAGCUCUGAACAAGGCAACCUUUUACUUGAUUUUCUAACAUUCAAGAUAAAUUUUCGUUCAAAUAGCAKUCAAGAAGCCGUGGAGAAAUUCUUGGAUAAUAUCAAGAAACAUUGCUUGCACAAAGAUGGGAAAUACUUCGCCAAGAUGGCACAAAGAAUCGUCGUAAUACACAAGUGAAGUAACUUAGUAACAAAGGAAUCCCAAAGGAAUCUCGAAGGACGAAAAAUUGCCUUGGAGAACGCUAGAGCUAUGAAUGUUUUGUUACAUUAUAUGAACAGCAAUAGUGUAUCGAGAAGUAUAAUCAUUUAGCAGGGUUUUUUCCCACUAGCUCGAUGCCUUUUUUGUUAGUAUUAUUAGAAUAAUCAUAAUAAUAAUAAUAAUCAUUGAUUUUCGCUCKAUUCAAAAGUAAUUUUAGUUCUAUCAAUAGUAAAAACUAGUACAUGUCAUGUGGCACAGAUGCUUGGGUAAUUUCAUUCUGAAUU
Molecule: messenger RNA, 1259 nt
Organism: Exaiptasia diaphana
Lineage: Eukaryota; Metazoa; Cnidaria; Anthozoa; Actiniaria; Aiptasiidae
Product: histamine N-methyltransferase
Exons: 1
Coding region: 55-954 (299 amino acids)
Source: RefSeq, a predicted model, not a curated record